Trametes versicolor FP-101664 SS1 is the source of this 1254-nucleotide messenger RNA. RefSeq lists its product as uncharacterized. The coding region runs from base 1 to 1254 and encodes 417 amino acids. Lineage: Eukaryota; Fungi; Basidiomycota; Agaricomycetes; Polyporales; Polyporaceae. The record is from RefSeq and is a predicted model, not a curated record. The transcript has a single exon.
AUGUCAGCAACCGAAGUCAACACACUCGUACCAGUCCGGGACGACGUCAAGGUUCUCUGCGCAAAGAUUCAGUCCCAAGACUCAACGCUCAAGCUCCAAGGUGUACUUAACGAACGUCUGCCCAACCUCGAGCAACUCCACCUCGAGAGAGUGCCAGCCGAUGGUGAUGACGCGGUCCAUGCGCCCCGCAGUGAGCCACCAUACACCCUGCGCGCUGCCAACCUCCCGAAGCUGCAGAUUUUGGCCGCCGUUGACACGAUCGUCAGCCUCGAAAUGCCUUUGUGCCGAAACCUGCGCAUGCUCCACCUCGAAUUUGACGACCAGAAGAAAGUGGACCGCGUUCCGUUGGCCUGUUUCCUCGACAUCAUGCGCAACUGCACGUCUCUCCAAAGUCUUUACGAAUACUGCUACGUGGACGCCCGGACGCCGAGGGGCACCCCGCCUCCCCCCGUUCUUUCCUUGAUGGGUCACACGCGCCUCAAAGUUCUUCAGAUCCUUGAGGACUCUGACACUUUAUCCAGGAUUCUUUCUAGCCUGAUCAUCCCUGCCUCUGUCAACCUCACAGCCGCCGCGGUCGUCGGAGAGAAGGGGGUCUUGCGCGAUAUAUUCCCCCGCGAUAGGACCCAGUUGCAGAUCCUACAACGGGCGACGAAGGUCGAGGCGCGCCACACGCUACGGGACUGCUGCCUCGCUGCGCACAUGCCAGGGAAGGAUAGCGGGUGUCUCACCUUGGAGCUCUCCACCACCCCCGAGGGCAUGCGCCGCAGAGAGAGGGACCUGCUCGAUGGCACGUUCAUGCAUACUAUGAUUCAGUCCCUGGACGUCUUCCAAGACUGUCCUGCGCGGACGCUCUGUCUCGGCGGUAACCUCGCGCAGGUGCGUCCGGAGUCGUGGAUCGCCGCGUUCGAUCGCUUCCCCGACAUCGAAGAACUCCAGAUUGAGGAUAUUCAGGACCAGCCAGGGAAGACCCUCCUCACCCUUUUCGACGCGCUGGCCGUGUCCUCGAACGUCCACCGGGGGGUGGUCCUUCCGCGUCUGCAGACCAUCAAACUCGAGGGCGCGAUCAACCAACUUGGGCUGCUGGACGCAGUCCGCAGCUGCUUCACGCGGCGUGCACAGCUGGGAGCGCGACCGCUUCACAGGAUGGAACUCAUCCCGUCCCGAGACUCCCACAGAGGAUGGACCGCGGAUGAGGUGGCUCGCUUUCAACGGGAGCGGCAUACUCUCGCCAAGAUCGUCGAGUUGAAGAUCUAA